Molecule: messenger RNA, 1636 nt
Organism: Mizuhopecten yessoensis (Yesso scallop)
Lineage: Eukaryota; Metazoa; Mollusca; Bivalvia; Pectinida; Pectinidae
Exons: 2
Coding region: 77-694 (205 amino acids)
Biological process (GO): double-strand break repair via nonhomologous end joining
Cellular component (GO): nucleus; nonhomologous end joining complex; site of double-strand break
Molecular function (GO): molecular adaptor activity
Source: RefSeq, a predicted model, not a curated record
AACCAACAUGGCCGCGUCCAGUUGAAGGCAGAAACCAGACGUACAGACUUCUUGUAGAUACCUUCUUUUAACAGCAAUGGCGUCAUUAAAAGCGAUUCUGAUUGAUGCUAAAGUUGACGAAUUGCAUCUAGUUGAAACAGUGAAAAAUGCAAAAAGCUUGUAUUUCACAGGACUGGGAACAAAUGACAAAUGGAAAAUAUGCUCCACGAAUGGAACGGACGUGUGGAAAGUGGAACUGGAUGAUGACGAGCUCGAAUCUUAUAAAGAUGCUGCAGGAGUCAGUACGUUAGAGGCAUUCUUGUCCAAGUUCAGGAAAGGAUUUCUCGCUGGAGACAUUGCUACUGUUAUUCCAUUUGUUGACGGGACAAAGGUUACCAUCAAUGUUGGUAAAGGUGCUGACAAAAUAUCCAUUGAUGUUUUUGAGGCAAAAGCUGCAGAAAGGAAAGCAGAACUUCAAAAUGUGCUGUUUCGAUUGGCAGAUGAAAAUAUGGCACUCCGAUCAGAUCUGGCUGCUGCUGAGAAGACAAUUGUGUCCUUAAAGGCUCAAAAAGGGCAAGGAGCAGCAGGGUUUUCCUUGAAUGACAUUGGACCUAAGAGUUCUAACCAAGCUAAAGCGAGACCAAAGGCAGGAAUGAGUGCCGUCAAUCCAAACAGUAAGAAGAGAAAAGCAGUGACUGGAGUUGUGUUUGAGUGAUAACCGGAGGAUAAACGAUUAAUAACAGGAGAAUUAACGAUUAAUAACAGGAAGAUUAACGUUUAAUAACAGGAAGAUUAACGAUUAAUAACAGCAGGAUUAACGAUUAAAAAACAGCAGGAUUAACGUUUAAUAACAGGAGGAUUAACGAUUAAUAACAGGAGGAUUAACAUUUAAUAACAGGAGGAUUAACGUUUAAUAACAGGAGGAUUAAUGUUUUGUACCCGAAUGGACAGAGGCUGUUUGAAACACUGCCAUUUAGAUAUGAUAUGAAUCAACUCAAACUGUCUUUCAUAUCAAACGUAGGUUUCCUGUUAGUAGGAACUCAUUUUCAUGUCAAUAUAUUUUUUAUUCAUUGGUGCAUCAGUGUUAUAAUGUUUCCAUAAUUUUAAACAAAGUUGUCAUAUCUCGACUUAAAUGAAUUUACUAUGUACACAAUAUUAAGAAAAAAUCUUUUGCAAACAAUUACAUAUUACACACAUAUUUUAGUUCAUUUCAGAUGCUACACAAUAGUUGAGGUAAACCUUUAAUAAGUGCAACAAAAUGUAUUGUGAGAGUAAAUUAUGUCAAUAUAUUCAGGUUCCAAAUUUUGUUCUUGCAACAUCAUAACACGCAUUGCUUUUAUUCUUUCUCAAAUGGCAGCUAAUUUUGAUUGAUGUACCAUUGAAUUACUUUAAUGUUUUGUCUACCAUUCAUUGUUUGCUGUUACAAGAGGGUUGUCCCUGGCUGCCAUGGUUUCGCAUGAUUUUUUUGUCCAGCAUUGGCAUCAGAAUACAAAUUUUGUGGUUUCUGCAUUUGAGAAAUGCAAAUGAUAUAUCAGUUACUCCAAAAUUCUGCAAGAAAUUUAUGUAAGCCAUUGGUAUACCCUGGUACCUGUUUUUGGUGCAUUUAAAAUAUAGUGUAAUGGUGUUUUGAAAUCCGUAGUUAGAAGAUGUUAACAAA